ACAAUAAGCCAAGCAGCCUCGCCUCUUGUCUCCAAUAUGGCGGCUACUUUGAGAAGGAGCAAGUAAAGUAACGCGAAUUCAUCUCCUAGUUUUUCCUGAAGAUGUUUGAAAAUAAGCUUGGCUGUUGUCCCAGGAGCACGGUAUUUGUUUUGGAUCGUAGCUGCAGGUUUCUGGAUCCGUCAAAGCAGUACAUCGAUAUAGACGGUGUUGGCAAGGGUCGCGGCAAGGGGACAUCAGCCGAGAAAAUAGGUCCGGUUUUCAAAAACGCGUGGACUUGUAGCGUGGAGGCAACCGUGGAGUACAGUAGGAUCGUCUAUGAUAUUUUCCCCCACGAAUAUCAGAUACAAGUAAUUGUUUCUGAUGAGAAAGCUCACAAGAUUAAUACAAAGUCCCCAGACCAGCAAUGCGUGCCACAUCUGUUGCGUAUGUUUGCUGGCCUUGGUCCUCCAAAGCCUGACAAUGAGGAGGAUUGUUCUAUGCUGCAUGGUCUGACUAUGGCUGUGCAGUGUGCCAGUGAGCCUGCUCCCAUGAUGAAGAUGCAAGGAAAACCCUGCCCUGAUGAGGAUGGCAAAGUCAGAAUUGUGUGCAUCACAACCUUGAAAAAUGAUGCCCACUUGAACACUCUUGUUGCAUGCGUCAGUGAUGCUUUGCAAAAUACAACAAGUGAUCCCAUCAAGUUUCUCGAUUUGACAAUUUUCCAUGUCAUCCAUACUACCGAUGGAGCCAAAUUCUCAGAAAAAAUACCAAAGCCAAGCUCACCAAGUCUGUCAGUCUGUGUUCACUCUGUCAAGUCAUCUCAACUUGUCACCAAACUGAGUUUAAUGGCCAUGAAGCACUUUACUCUUAGCUCAACAACAGUAACUGGGAUUCCAAUGAAGGAGGAGCAGCAGUCGGGAAGCUCAGCUAACUACGAUGUAGAAAUUCUUCACCCUGCUGAGGUUCAUCAUGAUUUGAAUGUUGUCAAUCAGCUGUGUGGUGAGGAGAGUGAGAGCUCACCUCCAGCUCCCCCUAGCUCAGGGGCAUCAAGCAGUGGUAAAAAAGAAGUUAACAAGGACACAGUCUACCUCAAGUGGUGUACACCCAAGAACAGUACUGCAAAUGAUCUCCAGCCUUGUAUUGGAUCCUACAGACUAACUCCUGUUGAGGUUAACAGCAGACCAGCAGCAUGCCUCAUAUCAUUUUUGUUACAAGGACGAUACGUGAUGCUGGAACAACCACGAAAGACUGGUAGCAAAGUUAUCUCUCAUAUCUUGAUGAGUCAUGGAGGUGACAUCUACAUUCACUGUGUCUCUACAUCGCGCACCCCAAAUGAGGAUCCUCCCUCUAUUAGUGAAGGGGUCGGUGGGCGGGUAACCGACUACAGGAUAAAUGAUUUUGGUGAAUUCAUGAAGUCUAACCGGCUGGCACCAUUUCCCAAGAAAUCUAAAGGAAAUGUCAUCCCUCUAGAACGAAGUAUGAGAAGGCUUGAACGCUGCACACGGCACUGCCCCCUUGUCAUCAGUGACACCUUGGUUGGCAACAUGAUGCAGCAUCUAGAACCUUUGUCUUCACACUUGAUGAAGGAGGCCCUAACGGAUGACGAGGUGUUGGAGUGCAAGGGAGUGAUCUACAAGCUGCAAGCGAUGGAGAGUAGAAACGACGUCCUGCCCAUCACGAUGAUGGGUGUAAGGGGGAAAGGGCCAAAGAGGGAUGAGCAAUACCGGCAAUUGUGGGCGGAGCUUGAGAUUUUCCUGGAAGCAGCGAGUAAGACUUCAAGGAAUCAUGAAAGGGUUUACGAGUGCCUCAAGACGCCAGGGAGCCCGUCACUCAGUUCCCAUAGCAGCCCGCGAGCCACGCCCACUGACGAGCUCGAGAGGCCUGGUGGUAGUAUGUCCAGUAACGAUCUCGCCUGGAAAGAAAUAGACAGAUAUCAGGGUAUGACGGAACGAGAAAAGACGGACUUCAAUCGCGGGGACACAAACAAUGAUUACUUUUUCAAGCGUGGUCGCAAUACCCCCGACAUCGACCGCGCACAGAAAAAAAUCCGAGCCGCGGAGGCCGAUAAAUCGGACGCUUUCAAGUCUACAGGUGACAUAUCAGCAGCACCAUCUCUCCUUUCUCUUUGGACGAGUAAGAUCAACUCCCUCGCCGCCAAACGGCACGAGGAGUUCGCCGGGCGCGCUGAGUCCAGUGGCGGCGGCAAGGCUGAUCUCUACCCGCACCUCAACAUUGACUCCAGCGCCAGUGGCAGGGGAACUCCUGUAAAGACCUUAUGAAUGAGCCUAACAGAUAGAGUGAUAUGGGAGAUGGUGUUACGUGACAUGAUAGAUGGCGUUACAUAACAUGGCAGAAGACGUUACGUAACAGCUGAUGGCACUGCUUUACAUGAAAGAUGGCGUAACAUGAUAGAUGAUUGCGUGACACCAUAGAAGGGUUUGGUGUUGGAAAUGGAAUGCGUAUAUAGCUGUUUCAAAAAAAGUUGUAAAACUCUACGUACCCAGACUGCUAAGUUGUAUGUGUAAGUGCACAAAUGUGCUCGUUGUUCGAGUUUGCGAGUUGAUAUUUAGCUUUGGACAUUCGUACUAGCUUUCAGCAAAGCUCUGUUUUUUUUUUUCUUUUGAUUACAGCAUCUACAACAGCGAGGUAUCAAUAAAGUAUAUUUUGCUUCUAGCCAAACUACCUUUCAUUCAGGGUGCGUAGGCUUUAGCGACCGACAAACUAUAUUGAAAGAGCUGUAUGCUGCUAUUAUUUCAAGACCCAUGUUACGGCUUUGUUCACAGUCUUCGUAUCGAAAGGAAUAAUGAUUAAUGAUCUGUCACGACAUUAAACACGCAGUGGAAUAGCCAAAGCCAAGCCUUUUUUUGUCUGCUCUAAAGAUAUUUGCAAUAAAGAUUCACGAGACUCGCCCA
Molecule: messenger RNA, 2888 nt
Organism: Nematostella vectensis (starlet sea anemone)
Lineage: Eukaryota; Metazoa; Cnidaria; Anthozoa; Actiniaria; Edwardsiidae
Product: integrator complex subunit 13
Exons: 22
Coding region: 102-2255 (717 amino acids)
Biological process (GO): regulation of mitotic cell cycle; centrosome localization
Cellular component (GO): integrator complex
Source: RefSeq, a predicted model, not a curated record